Messenger RNA from Chara braunii, 1205 nucleotides. The record is from the annotation of a GenBank genome assembly. Lineage: Eukaryota; Viridiplantae; Streptophyta; Charophyceae; Charales; Characeae.
AGGAUGUGUCUAGCAGGGGAGGGGUGUUACUAGGGUUGUGAGUGCGGUGUGUGGCGUGGAGAAGCUUAAUGUCGCGGAGCGAUAUAGGGUCGUUUGUGAUGGAGCCUGCAGCAUCAAUGGGCCCUGCCUCGUCUCUUUCAUGGUGGGACAUGGCAUCACCGGCGGACAUAGUUGGCAUGUAUAAACAACAAAUAUGCGAGGCAAUCGAGGUCAUCCUGCAAGCCGAGGGUAAACUGCCGCUGUUGAUACUGCAUGAGGUUGACGGCUCCAUCCUUGAAUGGUGGGACGUGCUGCAACAGAUCGCUUCCUCAUUGCUGGGCACUCUUCAUGAGGAGCCAGCAACAAGUGAUUUACAAGAGUGUUUUUUGCAAUUGGAAGAGCUUCAACAAAUCACAGCACAACAGCUGGCGGCGAUCACCAUUGGAAAUUUGCCAGUGGAUGUGUGCUGCCCUGCUGCACUGGGAGUUUGGGAGGAGACUGAUGGGGGGGCGGCUCCCCCACUCCCAACGUCUUCGAACGAGAUCUUUGUGGAGGGGCAAGAUCUCUCUGCAGCACUGGGGGCGGAGGGUGAUAACUGUAACAACCAGCUCUAUAUCGACGAUACUAACAACGAUACUGCUGUUGCUCCCACCAACAACGACAACAACAACAACAACAACAAUACCAACAACAACAACAACAACAACAACAACAACGAUAACAUGAUGGCUGCAAAUGAAGACGAUGGUGGCCGCCAGAAUAACGGGAGGAAACUGCGUCUUGGGCUAAUAGCAGUGAGACUGCGUCUUGGGCUUAAAGUUAAGAAGUUAAGAAGUAAUCGAAGAGGUUUGCAGAAACUGUGUCUUGGGCUUAAAGUUAAGAAGUUAAAAGAGCCCAUUAUAAGUAAGUUAGCUAAUAGCAGUGAGACUGUUAUGGAUCGCUACGUCGAAGGGGUACAAGUAUACUUUCGGCUGGAGGCAGAGGGGAAGGUGGAACGUGUUCUCCACUCUCUGACCUUCUUGGUGGAGGAUAACUUACCCUUUGAUGUGUUAUUAGGCAUGGAUUGGGGUGAGGCUGCGCAUGCGGAUCUAAAGCUAAGGGAACAUGAAUGUUGGCUUCCAAGUCCGCAAGGAGGGUUGCCAAGUGUGCCAACGAAACAAAAGCACCACGCAAUCGCCCCUCGGGCUACUUAAACCUUUGCCUAUCCCUACUGGCCCUGGAGACUC